Molecule: messenger RNA, 2344 nt
Organism: Helobdella robusta
Lineage: Eukaryota; Metazoa; Annelida; Clitellata; Rhynchobdellida; Glossiphoniidae
Exons: 17
Coding region: 93-2156 (687 amino acids)
Biological process (GO): dephosphorylation
Molecular function (GO): phosphatidylinositol-3,5-bisphosphate 3-phosphatase activity
Source: RefSeq, a predicted model, not a curated record
UUAAAUUUUAAUUUUCACAUAAAUAAAAAAAAAUAUCGAAGUUGUUUAAAUUUUAUUAAAAUUAUAUUAACUAAAAAUCAAAAAUCAUUAUUAUGGAAGCGAAUGAACGAGGAUCAAAUGGAGAAUUUCCGGCAAAUCCGUCGUCAUCUGGGAAAAAUAUGACCGAGGCCAGAUCAGUGGCUUCCCUGUCUGCAGGAUCUUCCAAUUCGGCGUCAGUGGAAAAUGUCGCCAGGGAAUCGGAGAACAAUGCGGCCAGUAACAUAACAACGCAGUCCGGCCAGGCAGACGACAUCAUUCUCGAGUUUGAUUAUUUACAUGGGGAGGUCCGGAAUGGAAUCGCAAGAGAUGUCACCUACCUAUGCCCAUACACUGGGGCCAUCAAAGGAAUUCUAUCUCUCACUAAUUAUCGACUUUUCUUCUCAAGCAAUGAAAAAACGUUACCCUUCCUCUUGGAUGUGCCUCUGGGGGUUAUUAACAGAGUAGACAAGGUGGGAGGCAUGAGGAGUAGUGGAGAGAACUCGUACGGUUACGAGAUUAUCUGUAAGGACAUGAGAAACCUGAGGUUCGCCCACAAACAAGAAAACCACACAAGGAGGCAGAUUUUUGAGAGAGUCAAUCAGUUCGCUUUCCCGCUUAAUAACAAACUGCCGCUGUUUGCCUAUGAGUACAAGGGCAAUUUCAAAGAGAACGGAUGGAACGUUUACGAUGCCGUGAGCGAACUAAGGAGACAGGGAGUACCGAAUGAUAGCUGGAGGGUAACGAAAAUAAAUGAGAACUUUCAACUCUGUGACACUUAUCCUAGUCUGUUUGCAGUCCCGAUGUCGGCCACGGAUGAGGACUUGAAGAAUGUGGCAUCAUUUAGGAGUAGGAGUAGGAUUCCUGUCCUCUCUUGGAUCCACCCGGAGAGCCAGGCCACCAUAACGAGAUCCAGCCAGCCGCUGGUGGGAGUCAGUGGGAAGAGGAGCAAGGAUGACGAGAAGUACGUACAGAUGAUCAUGGAUGCCAAUGCACAGUCACACAAGAUGUAUAUUGUUGACGCUAGGCCACAGCCCAAUGCCAUUGCCAACAAGGCGAAAGGAGGUGGAUAUGAAAGUGAAGAUACUUACCAGAAUGCUGAAUUAAUAUUUGUCGACAUCCACAACAUUCACGUCAUGAGGGAAAGUUUACGAAAACUUAAAGAAAUAUGCUAUCACCAUCCAUUGGAUGAAGCCCAUUGGCUGUCAAAUAUUGAAUCCACUCAUUGGCUAGAUCACAUCAAGCAAAUACUGGCCGGCGCGGUGAGGAUAGCUGACAAGGUGGAGAGUAACAAGACGUCGGUUCUUGUCCAUUGCAGUGAUGGCUGGGACAGGACUGCUCAGUUGACCUCACUCUCUAUGUUGAUGCUGGAUUCUUACUACAGAACGAUUAAAGGAUUUGAAGUUCUUAUCGAGAAGGAGUGGAUCAGUUUUGGACACAAGUUUGCACAGAGAAUAGGACAUGGAGACGACAAGCAUUCAGAUUCGGAUAGAUCACCAGUCUUCUUACAGUUCAUCGACUGUGUGUGGCAAAUGACUAUACAGUUUCCCAAUGCUUUCGAAUUCAACGAGUUGUUCCUGAUAACGAUCCUAGACCACCUGUACAGCUGUCUGUUUGGAACAUUUCUCGGAAACUGUGAACUGCAAAGGAAGAAUGAGAAAGUUUCGGAGAGGACGGUGUCAUUGUGGUCCUACAUAAACUCUCAGUUGGACGACUUCACGAAUCCACUUUACUGUGCACAAUACACUCAAAAGCACGUGUUGCUGGUGGUGGCGAGUCUCAGGAGACUGCGGAUGUGGAAUGGAUACUACCUUAGGUGGAAUCCGCAAAUGAAAUCUCAGGAACCGGUUGAAUCUCGUAAUCGCGAGUUGGCUACUGUGGAAGCAGCAACUGCAACGAAGCUAGAGGGGCUGGAGAGGGAAUACCAGAUGAAAACUGAACAGGCCAUCCGCCGCAUUCCCACUAAAUCCCCAACUUCGGGGAAUGUGAAAUCACGCAACCCGAAUCUAAGCGCAAGCAAAUGGGAUGUCAUUUUUGUUAUUUCCGUCUAUUUUUCUUAUUUUCAUACAUUUCGUUUCCGUAUAGUCCUAUUAUAUACGUCAAGACCAAUUGUAAACAUGAUGGUAAAUUGUAACCAUUAAAGUCUAUUUUAGAUCCAUGUUUAUAUCUCUCUUUAAUCGUUCAACUAUUUUGCUUGUUGCAUUGUAUGUACGCAUCACACGGACACGCACUUACACAUACACGCGCGCACACGUAGCGUUAUUUUGUUUGCAUAGCUUUUUUUUAAAAAAACUGAACUCGAGACGUUUUUUUCUUAAUAUUUAGAAAA